UAAUAUUAAACCAAAAAGACUAAAGUGAUCCAGAAGGUUUAAAAAGCGGACCCGUAUUUUAAAAUUCAUGUAAGAAUUUACAAGCUCUGUUUUGCAGGCCAAGAGUUCAACUACAAUAUCAACACCAGCAAUUGCUACAACGGGCACUAAAAGAACGACACCAGACUCUGAAACAACAGUAACACAAAAAACUUCUACAGUACCAUCAGAAACUACAACAGCGACAUCCGACUCUACAAUAACAGCAGCACCAGAAAUUACUUCCACAGUACCAGCAGAAAGCACAAUAGCGACAUCGGAGUCUACAACAACGGUACCACCAGAAACUACAGCAACGACAUGCACCAACACUGCUGGCGGAGGGUGUAUGUGUCCUGAUGGAGCAACCGAUGCCAACUGUACUCGGUAUUUGAUAGAUUGCAAUGACUAUCAGGGUCAUGAUGGUACUGGGAGAGGCUUGGUCUACAUCAAGCCCGUAGACUGGACGGGCGAACCAUUCCUGGUGGUAUGUUUGGGUGGCAACACUCUGAUUCAGAUGCGAGACAACGUCUCGUCUUGUUACAGUUUUUCCUUCAACCGCUCCUGGUCAGAAUACAGAGAAGGGUUCGGCGACAUCCAGAAUGGCUGUUUCUGGCUGGGCAAUGACAAGAUAGCUGGUAUAACAAAAUCGACACUAUACUACCUGAUUUUAGCAACUGAAAUCGACGAAAAUAUUACAAUAGUGGCGGAGUAUUAUUUCAUGAUGAAAAGUGCUUCGAAUAAUUAUCAACUACGUGCUGUACUCAAACAUAUUUCCCAUUUACACAGUGAUGGUCUAGAUGGUCCAGGAACGAACAUGGAUGUAAACAAUAAAUACUUCUACACGUACGAUAACGACAAGAACGGGUGUGCUGCAGCAGGAGGAGGAGGAUGGUGGUAUGAUACUGGGUGUGCUUACGGAAACCUCAACGGAAAUUGGCCAAGAUGGCCAAUACAGGGAACGUUAAAAACUUUAGACGUAUCUUGGUUAUUGUUACAAAGACAUUAGAUAUUGGUGCAAUACAGAUAUGAAACGCAGCUGCAGGUGCUGGUGAAACCUCAGUUUUAUGAAAUUCACUCACGCACGCAGGCACGCACACACGUAAGACAACCUCUUGUUAGUUUUUCAGUUUCAUGUAGAAAUAUUUCAUUUCACAUGUACUUAUCAUAUAUGCGUGUAAUUAGUUUUUCGAAUUUUAAACAAUAAUUGCAAUUUUAUUUGUAUAGA
This is a messenger RNA of Gigantopelta aegis, 1246 nucleotides long. Its product is annotated as fibrinogen beta chain-like. NCBI's taxonomy places the organism in Eukaryota, Metazoa, Mollusca, Gastropoda, Neomphalida, Peltospiridae. The record is from RefSeq and is a predicted model, not a curated record. Bases 368 to 1027 code for a protein of 219 amino acids. The transcript is spliced from 3 exons.